Molecule: messenger RNA, 2124 nt
Organism: Pseudogymnoascus verrucosus
Lineage: Eukaryota; Fungi; Ascomycota; Leotiomycetes; Thelebolales; Thelebolaceae
Exons: 6
Coding region: 112-2046 (644 amino acids)
Biological process (GO): 3-(3-hydroxy)phenylpropionate catabolic process
Molecular function (GO): 3-(3-hydroxyphenyl)propionate hydroxylase activity; FAD binding
Source: RefSeq, a predicted model, not a curated record
AUUAUACAAGAACAUUGACGGUCUUCUCUCCUCUUCAUCUGGCCUGCGCUACCAACACGCCAGUUGACAGUCUUGUAGAACCUGUCAAUCCCAUCAGUACGAUCCCUGAACAUGCCCUCCUUCACAGCCACUGAAGAGUUCGAGGUGAUCAUUUGCGGAUGUGGUCCAACAGGUGCACUGCUCUCAGCUAAUUUGGGACGGCUGGGUGUGAAGCAUCUUAUCUUAGAGAAAGAGUCUGCUAUCACGUCGGAUCCUAGGGGCAUUGUUCUGGAUGAGGAUGGCAUUCGAUGCGUUCAGGGCGUAGGAAAGUAUGAGGAGCUAUUCCGAGAAGUCGGUCAAUCUCUCGGAUUAUUUCGGUUUAUUAAUGGAGGAAACGGUCUCACGUGCAAGCCAUUCCUGCAGUUCAAUGAGAAUUCUAUUACAGGGGGCACCGGCCAUGUUGGAUUCAUGUCUCACAAACAACCAAUCUUGGAGAAGCAUUUGAGGCUCGCCAUGAACACGACGUUCUGCGAUUUUCGACCAAAUUCGACAAUCACUGCUAUUGCAGAAGACGAGAAUCUCGUCCACGUCGAAUACACGGAUGGCAACGGCCAAACGCAAAAGGUCAGCGCAAAGUUUUUUGUUGGUGCAGACGGAAAGACAGGCUACACGAGAAAGAAGUAUCUCGAACCUCGCGGUGUUGUCAUGGAGAGAAGUGACGGCUUCCGCUAUGAGGCAGAAUGGGUUGCUCUGAAUUGGCGCCUGACUCUUCCAACUCUUAAAUCCCAUCCGGAAUUCCCUCUUUGGGAACUAGGCUACGCGCCGGAACAGGUAUACGACUUAUUUUUCCCUCCAUAUUUUAAUUUUAUUUGCGAUCCUGCGAGGCCCGCGGUUUGUGGUCGUUUUGGACUAGCGGAAGAUCGUCUUUGGCGCUUCGAAUUUGUCGUAAAAGAUGGAGAGGAUGGCAACCAGAUGUCAACACAAGACGAGACGAAGAAGAUAAUCCUACCCUACCUACGGCAUCCAGGCAAGAAAUAUGGCCUUUCCAAAGAUGUGUCUUGGCCAGAAGAUUGUAUAGAAUACAUUAGGUCUCGCCCGUUUACGUUCUCCGCAAGAAGCUGCAAUCGUUGGUCUUUAGGACGUGUAGUUCUUUGCGGUGACGCGGCUCACGUCUUCCCACCUUUUGGAGGACAAGGCAUCGCAUCCGGAUUUCGAGAUGCCAUAUCCCUUGCUUGGCGACUCCGUGUCGCUACCAGCCCAUCCUGCAAAGACUAUGAUUUCCUCUUCCGAGGCUGGUACUUGGAGCGCAAGCAGCAACUCGAGCGAUCCUUGGCUGCAACUAUUGCGAACGGAAACUACUGCAACGAGCCAUCCCGCAUCAAAGCACUCUUCCGAAAUUUGUAUCUGUGGGCCGUCCAGCUCGUGCCUUCGUGGAAGAGGUCCUUAGAGCAAGGUCCAAGAGCCCAAGGCAUGACGAAGUACGAAUGGGCUGCAGGCAUGCCGUUCCUGCCUCAGUUCGGUGGUGGGAAGUCGUUCCCUCAAGUUUUCUGUGCCCCAAUUGACGGGCCCGCGCCGUCCACUCCAAUGUUUACCGAUGACGCCAUAUUCAGAUCUGAAAAGAAAGGCUGUUUCCAAAUAGUGGCUCUACUCGAUUCACCUGACCAGCUUCCUCUCGCAGUGGGCAACAUCAAAAGCGUCUCGCGUCAGAUUGAAAAUGGCACUAUUCUGAACACCGCAGAAACCACGUACGUGGUCGACAACCAGUUUGGGAGCGUGCCGGUAGAUUCACCGGAUCUUAAGGUACUAAACAGAAGUACGCCAUGCGUGCGCAUCCUUGACGCAGAAGAGUAUACGGCGGCUGGGAUCACGGAUGCCGCCCUCGCUACAAACUUGACUAGGCCAGCACCGCUGUACUACGACCCACAUCGCAUCAAGAAGGAUCUUGGCGCGAGUGUGGUAUAUGUGAUUGUCAGAUGGGAUCGGAUGGUGUUUGCAUCAUGCCAAAAUGUGGGGGAGUUGCGGGAAGCGUUGGAUCUUGUUCCGAAUUGUAUAUAUGGUAGCAUUUAAGGGGUGUGAGUGCGAAAAUGACUGAACUUACACAAAAAUUAUUAAUAAAUGACAAAAAUGUUACACACAUUUCCACCC